AUGAAAUUAUCAAUACCCUUUUACAUCGCUUACCUCAUUGCCAGCUCUUCCCACAUCAUGGCGCAGUCUGAUUCGUGCCAGAUGUUACCUACAGCAGGUAGCCUUGCAACCACGCCAUUUUCGACAGCCACAACUACCUUUACAACCGGCAGUGUCACACAAGUUGCUCUAGUGGAAUAUUUUGAAUCAAUUACUUACGUUAGCAAUUGUUCGCCCUCAACAUCGAUAGGUACAACAACUAUACCCGUAUUUUAA
This is a messenger RNA of Zygotorulaspora mrakii, 255 nucleotides long. RefSeq names its product Aga2p (gene AGA2). The record is from RefSeq and is a predicted model, not a curated record. Gene Ontology annotation, cellular component: fungal-type cell wall. Gene Ontology annotation, molecular function: cell adhesion molecule binding. The coding region runs from base 1 to 255 and encodes 84 amino acids. The transcript has a single exon. Gene Ontology annotation, biological process: agglutination involved in conjugation with cellular fusion. NCBI's taxonomy places the organism in Eukaryota, Fungi, Ascomycota, Saccharomycetes, Saccharomycetales, Saccharomycetaceae.